Molecule: messenger RNA, 2555 nt
Organism: Cucumis sativus (cucumber)
Lineage: Eukaryota; Viridiplantae; Streptophyta; Magnoliopsida; Cucurbitales; Cucurbitaceae
Exons: 3
Coding region: 66-2462 (798 amino acids)
Biological process (GO): transmembrane transport
Cellular component (GO): plasma membrane
Molecular function (GO): transmembrane transporter activity
Source: RefSeq, a predicted model, not a curated record
CCCUCUCCAUAUUCGACCACAAACCUUCAACUCCAAAUCCACAUUUUUUUACACUAUCUUCCCUAAUGACGUCCUUGUGGUUCACGUGCUUCGCCGCCGGUUGCCGCACGGCAGUGGCAUGCUCUAUUAUUGCUGCAGCCACCGUGUACGGCCCCCUUUUUUUACGACGUCAAGUGACGUUCCCGGCAUUUUCUUACGUCACUGCCAUCUUGAUCGUGACAAAUGCAACUCUUGGGGACACCGUCCGUGGCUGCUGGCUGGCACUCUAUGCCACCUUGCAGACUGUCUGUCCGGCCAUGGCGGUGUUUUGGUUUAUUGGACCGACGAAGUUCUCGUACGAGACGAUCGCUUUGACAGUGGCGCUGGCAUCGAUUGUGGUGGUGCUGCCGAGUUCUAGCCAUGUUUUGGCUAAACGGAUUGCUUUGGGUCAGAUUGUGAUUAUUUAUGUGGUCGGUUUCAUCGGCGGUGUUCAAACUCACCCUCUCAUGCACCCUGUUCAUGUCGCUUCCACGACCGCUAUGGGUGUCGCCGCCAGCUUCCUCGCCACCCUUCUUCCCUUUCCACGUCUCGCUUCUCUCGAGGUGAAAGAGAAGAGCAAAGCAAUGGUGGAGAACGUGGCAGAGAGGUUAAGGGUAUUGGUGAAAGCAUUUCUUGCUGACAAUGACACAGUGGCUGUUGGGUCCCUUUCUAAAGCUGCACUGUUGUCCACCUCAGCAACCAAACUCCUCCAACCCAUCAAACAAUACCAAGAAAGCAUGAAAUGGGAGUGGAUUCCAUUAAAAGUUUGCAAAUUGGGAUGGUUGGGCAAUAGUCAAAAAUUGCAAGAUUUGGAAAGACCCAUAAGAGGAAUGGAAUUGGCUUUAUCAAACAUUCCUUCAUACCCAAUAUUGCAACCACUUCAAAUUGAAUCACUUCAAAAUGGUAUAAAUUCUUUAGAGAAUCAAAUCGUCCAAUCUUUGAACCAAGGCAUUGCUUAUUCACCGUCCGAUUCACAUACUUUUCCUGAAUCAAACCCUUAUGAUGAAGAUCAAGAUCAAGAUCCAGUGAUGAACACCAUCCAAUUAAUCAACCCAACAAAUCACAAGAACCUCCCUUCCUUUUUCUUUAUAUUUUGCUUGAAACUCCUUCAAGAAAAAUCCCAAAACAACAAGUUACCCAACCCCCAGAAAUCAGAAGAACAAAAACAAACACCAAAUACAACAAAAUGGGCAAUUCCAAGUGGCAUUUUGAGCAGCAAAAAGGUAAUGGGAGCUUUAAAAUCGGCAAUUUCAUUAGGAAUUUCUGUUUAUUUGGGGUUGAUUUAUAGCAAAGAGAAUGGAUUUUGGGCAAGUUUAGGAGUGGCUGUUAGUAUUGCUUGCACAAGAGAAGCAACUUUCAAAAUAUCAAAUGUCAAGCUUCAAGGAACAGUCAUUGGAUCAGUUUAUGGAGUGUUGUGUUUUGUUAUCUUUGAAAAGUUUUUAAUUGGAAGACUUCUCUGUCUUCUCCCAUGUUUUGUGUUCACAAGUUUUCUUCAACGAAGCAAAAUGUAUGGAGCAGCUGGUGGAGUUUCAGCCAUUAUUGGAGCUGUCAUCAUUUUAGGAAGAACAAAUUACGGUUCACCAAAAGAACUUGCUUUUGCAAGAAUUGUUGAGACUAUCAUUGGAGUUUCAUCUUCAAUUAUGGUUGAUAUCAUUUUACAUCCAACUAGAGCUUCUAAACUAGCCAAAUUUCAACUCACUUCCACUUUAAGAGUGCUUCUAAAAUGCAUCGAUUCAAUGAGUUUUCAACCCCCAGAUCUUAAAGGGAGCUUAAAAGAAUUGGGAAGCCACGUUGUUGAGUUGAAGAAGUUGAUUGAUGAGGCUAACGUAGAACCCAACUUUUGGUUUUUGCCAUUUCAAAGUGGUUGUUAUGGGAAGUUAUUGAAGUCACUGUUGAAAACAGUUGAUUUGUUUGCUUUCGUUAAUCGUUCAGUUGAAGGGAUAGGACAGAAUCUUCUGGUAUUGGAAGAUCCGUUGUCGUGGGCGAAAAUAGGUGAAAAUUUAGAAGAGGAUGUUGAGGAUUUUAAGGAAAUGGCGAGUGGUUUGGUGAGAUGCUGUGUGGAUGUGAGUUCUUUGAAGUCAUUGAAGGUGCUUGAGAAGGAAGUAGAGAAAAAGAACAAGGGAGAGGGUGAUUUUGAGGAUGUUGAAAUGGGUGAGAGUAAAAUGGUCAUUGAAAUGGAGGAAAUGGAGAAAGAAAAACUGCUUUGUUCAUUUAUGAAGCAUUAUGUGGAAGUUAUUGAGCAAAGUGGUGAAAGUGAAGAUGGUAAAAGAGAAGCACUUUUGAGUUUUAGUGCUUUGGCUUUUUGUUUAAGUAGUUUGAUGAAAGAGAUUGAAGAAAUUGGGAAAGCAACAAGAGAAUUGAUUCAACGAGAGAAUCCUUCAAGUCAUGUUGAUUUUAAUGAAAUCUCAUCUAAGAUUCAUGUUGUACAAAAGGGUGUGAAGUAAAAAUGUACAAACAUUAAUUUAAAGAAAGAAAAAGGAUAUGAUUUAAUAAAAUAUUAUACUUCAUGAGUUAAGAAAUAACCAUUUCUGUCAAUA